Molecule: messenger RNA, 873 nt
Organism: Tarenaya hassleriana
Lineage: Eukaryota; Viridiplantae; Streptophyta; Magnoliopsida; Brassicales; Cleomaceae
Product: non-specific lipid-transfer protein-like protein At5g64080
Exons: 3
Coding region: 92-643 (183 amino acids)
Biological process (GO): lipid transport
Molecular function (GO): lipid binding
Source: RefSeq, a predicted model, not a curated record
UCAUUCAUGUACGCCCUUGCUCUCUCCUCCAUCAACAGUUUCCACUCUCUCUCUAAGCAGAGACCUGUAGAAGAAGAAAAGUGAAGCAACAAUGGCUGCCGUCAGAUCUUCGGCCGUCUGGAUCUCCCUCGUCGUCAUUAUCCUCCUCUCCAUCUCCGCCUCCUCCGUCUGCGGCGCGUCGCACCAGCACGCGGCGCCGGCGCCGGCGGCCGACUGCUCGACGCUGAUAGUGAACAUGGCGGACUGUCUAACGUUCGUCUCGAGCGGAAGCUCGACGGCUAAGCCGGAAGGAUCGUGCUGCGCCGGUCUGAAGACGGUGCUUAAGACCGACGCCGAGUGUCUCUGCGAGGCCUUCAAGAGCAGCGCUUCUCUCGGCGUUACGUUGAACGUCACUAAGGCACUCACUCUUCCCGCCGCAUGCAAGCUUCGCGCUCCUUCCAUCUCUAACUGCGGAUUGUCUGCUCCUCCUGCCACCGCCCCAGGUCUAGCCCCGGCGGCUGGGCCAGAAGCAGCAGGAGCCAACGGUCUGGCCCCGACCCCAUCUCAAGGGAGCUAUGCUUCGUCCUUGGUUCCGGUCUCGGUCUCGGUGUGGGUGGCAUCAGUAGUCAGUGGUGUAUUGGUUCUAUGGUUCUCUCCUGUCUAAAAGCGGGCCUUACCAGUUUUAUAUAGACCGAUGUCUUUCUAACGGUAAGGGUUAGAGCAGUUUUCCCAUGUGUUGUGGAGUUUGCUGCUUAUGUUGCUGUUUCUAUAAAACUCGGUUUCAGUGAGUGAACUCUUUUUGUUUUUAAUAUUUGGUAUAAUAUUUGGCAAUAUUUAGAACAUUUCGGGUUUAAACUCUAGUUGAUGAUCCAGAUGGAAUGGUUUGCUUUUCAA